AUGGGAAGACCACCUUGUUGUGAAAAGAUUGGAGUGAAGAAAGGGCCAUGGACACCAGAGGAAGAUAUCAUCUUGGUUUCUUACAUUCAAGAACAUGGUCCUGGAAACUGGAGAUCUGUCCCAACUAAUACAGGUCUGAGGAGAUGCAGCAAGAGCUGCAGAUUGAGGUGGACUAAUUAUCUUCGGCCUGGUAUUAAGCGUGGAAACUUCACUGAACAUGAAGAGAAGAUGAUUGUUCAUCUUCAAGCCCUUUUAGGCAACAGAUGGGCAGCUAUAGCAUCAUACCUUCCAGAAAGGACAGACAAUGAUAUAAAGAACUACUGGAACACUCACUUGAAGAAGAAGCUCAAGAAGAUUAAUGAAUCUGGUGAAGAAGAUAACGAUGGCUUCUCUUCUUUAAACAGUACUACUUCACAGAAGCAACAUCAAAGCUCAAACAAAGGUCAAUGGGAGAGAAGACUUCAAACAGAUAUCAAAAUGGCAAAACAAGCUCUUUGUGAGGCCUUGUCUUUAGACAAACCAUCAUCUUCAACACUUUCUCCAUCAUCAUCAUCAUCACUGUCACCGGGAAUCAUACCACAUAACAUCCCUAGCUACUCAUCAACUUUACUUGACCGUUGUUAUGAUCCAUCCUCAUCUUCUUCCUCCACCACAACCACAACCACCACUACAAGCAACACUACUAAUACACACCCAUCAGGGGUAUAUGCGUCAAGUGCUGAGAACAUCGCUAGGUUGCUUCAAGAUUUCAUGAAAGACACGCCAAAGGCAUUAACUUUGACAACCUCAUCACCGGUUUCAGAGACCGGGCCACUCGCUGCUGCAGCUUCCGAAGAAGGUGAAGGAUUUGAACAAUCUUUCUUCAGCUUCAACUCCAUGGAAGAAUCUCAAACUCUGACUCAGGAGACAAGCUUCUUCCAUGAUCAAGAGACCAAACCGGUGAUAACAAUGGACCAAGAUCAUGGUUUAGUAUCACAAGGGUCUUUGUCUUUGUUGGAGAAGUGGCUAUUUGAUGAGAACUUGGUUGGUAUGUCGCUAGAAGCACAAGAAGCUAUGUUCUAG
Microthlaspi erraticum is the source of this 1062-nucleotide messenger RNA. The record is from the annotation of a GenBank genome assembly. NCBI's taxonomy places the organism in Eukaryota, Viridiplantae, Streptophyta, Magnoliopsida, Brassicales, Brassicaceae.